ACAGAACAUAUAUAUUUUAGUGUGACAAAAAUGGCGAUGACGACAGCGACAUCCUUAAUUUUGUUGCAGCUUCUGUUUGCUGUCUUAGCAGCUGGUGGAAGAACAAAGAUUUCAAGGGAAUUGGAAUCCAAUAAUUUUGGAGAUGGAAUCUGUCAGCUUAUGGUGGAGACGCAGGGCUAUAGCUGUGAGGAACAUAAGGUGACAACAAAAGAUGGAUACAUCUUGAGCUUGCAGAGGAUUCCGACGGGGCGGUCGGGCGGCGCAGGGAAGAAGAAGGGGGGGCCGAAGCCCCCCGUCCUACUUCAACAUGGCCUAAUGAGUGAUGCAAUGACAUGGCUGGCUGUGUCUCCCGAUGAAUCUCUGGGAUUCAUCUUGGCAGACAACGGCUUCGACGUAUGGUUGGGCAACGUGCGAGGCACGAACUACAGCAGUAGCCACACCUCGCUCAACCCUAAUGAUCCGGAAUACUGGGAUUGGUCGUGGGACGAGCUCGUGGCCUACGACCUCCCGGCCAUGUUCGAGUAUGUCCACGGCCAAACGGGGCAGAAGUUGCACUACGUUGGCCAUUCCUUGGGUACUUUGAUGGCGUUUGGGGCGUUUUCGAGGCACGAGGUUUUGAGCAUGGUGAGAUCUGCUGCUCUGCUUAGCCCCAUAGCUUAUAUGGGGCAGAUGCCAUCUCCUCUUGCUAGAGCUGCUGCUGAUAUAUUCAUGGCUGAAGCGCUUUACUGGUUGGGGCUCAAAGAAUUCGCCCCAGGAGGAGGUGCUGUUUCCAAACUUGUUGCUGAAAUCUGCAGCCAAAUUGAUUGUUCCAAUCUGGAAAAUAUUAUUACAGGCCCUAAUUGUUGCAUGAACUCUUCAAGAGCAAAUCUUGCUCACCAACAACCAACUGCAACAAAGAACAUGAUCCAUCUAGCCCAGAUGAUAAGAAAAGGGUCGAUAGCUAUGUACGACUAUGGAAACGAAAGGGACAACAACAAGCACUAUGGACAGGCAACGCCUCCGGGGUACAAUAUCACUAGCAUCCCAAAUCAACUCCCUCUCUUCCUCAGCUAUGGCGGGAAGGAUCUUCUCUCGGAUGUCAAGGACGUGCAGACUCUCAUCGAAGCUCUAUCGGAUCAUGACCCGGAUAAGCUUGUGGUGUUGUAUAGAGAAGACUAUGCUCACUUGGAUUUUGUUUAUGCUACGAAUGCUAAGCAACUUGUGUACAACCCUCUCAUGGCCUUCUUUGGAUUGAACUAAAAUUUGUGUAUACAUUGUAAUAAUUUGCCUAGUUUUGUUAGAAUUCCAUAUUUUGAUUCACACAUGAAACUGUAAACAACAAUUAAUGUAAGAAAAGAAGAAUAUGUAUAUAUGUUAUCAUUGUAAGUGUAGCAACUUCAUCUCA
Molecule: messenger RNA, 1384 nt
Organism: Salvia miltiorrhiza (redroot sage)
Lineage: Eukaryota; Viridiplantae; Streptophyta; Magnoliopsida; Lamiales; Lamiaceae
Product: triacylglycerol lipase 2-like
Exons: 9
Coding region: 31-1239 (402 amino acids)
Biological process (GO): lipid metabolic process
Molecular function (GO): hydrolase activity, acting on ester bonds
Source: RefSeq, a predicted model, not a curated record